Messenger RNA from Diatraea saccharalis (sugarcane borer), 2681 nucleotides. NCBI's taxonomy places the organism in Eukaryota, Metazoa, Arthropoda, Insecta, Lepidoptera, Crambidae. The record is from the annotation of a GenBank genome assembly.
UCACAAGUACAGUCGAUAACACCUGAAGUUGUACCGAUACUUAUUCUUGAUGAUUAUAAGCUGUAUCUCUAUUUAAUAAAGUUUUAAAUUGAUUGCAAAAUUCUGAUAUAUUAUUUAUACUUAUGUAGAUCAUUGACCAUUAGAAAGUUGCUCUUUCUUUUCUAAUAAAAAUAAUAGUCUGAGUUUACAAAAAUGGCAUUGAUUUAUUUUGUUUUAGAAGAUCGAUUAUUUUAUAAAAAAAGAAAAGUUGUUUGCGUGUGACUAGGAUAGCGUUGUUUCAAAUAUCAAACAAAGAAAAUUUAAAGAAUACCUGAAAUGAAAUCUGUUGUUGUGAAUGUAUUAUUUAAAUAAAUGCGUGUAGGACUAGCUUGUCUCACACUAAACCGGUCUGAGGUUUAAUUUAUACUUUAAUUUGUAAACAGAUUCCUGAAGUUUUACUGUAUAUGAAAUUGUCUCCGGCUAUAUGUAUAUGUGCUAUUUAUCUACAAAACACUUUUGUUAAAAGUCAUAAAAAGUUUAAAUGAAAUAAAGUGAAAAUGGAAGAGAAAGAUGAAAUUCAUUUGAAAUUAUUAUGUAUGGCAUGUUUAUGCGUUGGACGUACGCAGCACAAUAUUACUGAUGAGAAACUAAAACGUUUCUAUUUGGACAGUUUGAACGAAAUACCUCUCUGCAGCAUUCCGAUUGCCAAUGUGCACGUUUGCUGGGAGUGCAAAGCUAUCAUUAAAAAGGUUGUAGCGUUUAAAGAACAGGUUCAAGAUUCUUACAGAAUUCUCCAAACGUAUACAACUGAGAAUCUUCCUGAAUAUUUAUUAACUGAUGUGGUGCGUUCUCCUCGUCUCGUUCUGGGUACAGUGUCGACGUUAUCAAUAUUGCCAUCUCAAGAGAAUGUUGCAGGAUCAACGUCAUCAGACGAACUCAAAGAUGAGGUCAAAGCUGAACCGGAUGAAAAAGGUUCUGAAAGUUCUUCAAAUGAGAAUUCUGAUUAUGGUUUACCAUCUAAUGGAGAUGUGGAUGCUCUCGAUGUUGAGAUAGAAUCGUUAGUCAAUAAAGCCAAGGAAAAGAAAAUCAAAUCGAGGAAUAAAAAAAGAAAAAUGACGAGGGUUAAACGGACAAGAAACGGAUUGAAGAAUCUGGAUCGCUGUCCUCUAUCCGUGAGUCUCCUCGAUCGUCCUAGUUCGCUGGCAAUAAUUGAAGACUCAAAACCACUCCAGGAUAAUAUGAAACAUGAACUCGAAAUUACACAGCCAUCUGUAGAUCUUAACAAAACUUCAGAGAAUAAUUCUUUUGAAAAUGUAACAGCUGAUCCGUUUGAUGUUGAAAUUGAGAGUCUAGUGUCCGAAGCUAAGGACAGGAAGAAAAAAAAGUUGGAUUGUAAAAUUAAAAAAGCAAAGAAAAUUGUGAAGAGGCUUGAACACGGUUUGAAGAGUUCUAAACCUAAGAAAAUCGACAACCAGAAGAUAAUAGUUGUAGAGUUGUCUUAUGAAGAGAUGCUGUUAGAGAGAGACAAAGAAUCUACUAGAGAGAGCUACAUCAAAGCAGCGUAUAAAUGUGACACGUGUUUGGUUGGAUUCAACUAUAAGAAUUCAUAUAAAGCGCACAUAUCUGCGAAGCAUUCGCCGGAUAGUGGUGAUUACAUUUGCCCCAUAUGUAAGACUAUCAUAACAUCUGUGGAUUCAUUUACCGCUCAUUAUAAAAGGCAUUUAAGGAGAUACGAGUGCAGUAUUUGUCAGAAGCGAACUAUGGACAUGAAAGUAAUGAAACAACAUUACUAUUCCACCCAUGAGAUAUCGCUGAAGGAGUACAGUUGUGAAAUAUGCGGAAAAGUAUCAAAUUCCAUAGACACGCAUAGAUACCAUAAAGAUACACAUAAAGCUAGAGUGCAGUGCACAGAGUGUGAUAAGACUUUCACUCAUAGAGCUGGUCUUAUGAAUCAUCGAUUGUCGGUGCACGAAUUAAAUAAUAAGUUUCCUUGCACCAUAUGCGAUAAGGUAUUCCGAUGGAAGACGAGCCUGAAACGGCAUAUAGAAAAACAUGAUGUCAAGGAUAAGUCUUCGACAGCGGCAUAUUGUGCCACAUGUGGCGUUACAUUCUCGUCUGUCUGUUCAUAUCAGCGACAUAUGAGGAAUAGUCUUAGGCAUGUUACCCCGGAACAGUUAAGUUUUAUGUGGGUAGUUUUAAAGUUUUUACGACUGCACGUUGUACUCAGAUACGUGUGUGAUCACUGCAAGCGUCGGUUCGCUGAUAAAACUAAACUAAGAGACCACAUAGAAGAGAAACAUUUACACAAGACUUAUCAAUGUCACAUAUGCUUGAAGCCUUCCAAGAACCGUGUAGGCCUAGAUCAACACAUAAGGAAUAUACACAAAGGCAGGCCCAACAACAAGAUGUGUCACCAUUGCGGAAAAGGAUUCCCGACUAGAUUGCAAUUAGAGUCACAUAUUCGAACGCACACGGGCGAGCGGCCGUUUAUAUGCGAAUUCUGUCCCACGACAUUUUCGCAGCAAUCGAAUUUGUAUAAACACAAUCGGCAGGUUCACUCGAAUAUCAAAACCAAACGUUAUACGUCAUGUAAGAAGAGGAAAGAAGAUAAACCUGUCGAUGUACCAUCUGAUCGUCCAUUUGACCCAUACAGACCUAUAGCUGUCCUACAAUACUCACCAGAUAGGGGAUAUGUUAUUUAA